Molecule: messenger RNA, 1146 nt
Organism: Carlito syrichta (Philippine tarsier)
Lineage: Eukaryota; Metazoa; Chordata; Mammalia; Primates; Tarsiidae
Product: zona pellucida-binding protein 2-like
Biological process (GO): binding of sperm to zona pellucida; acrosome assembly
Cellular component (GO): acrosomal vesicle; extracellular region; zona pellucida receptor complex
Source: RefSeq, a predicted model, not a curated record
AUGCGAGCGUGGGUCCUCCUCUCCGCGGUGCUCUGGUACCUCACAAGAGUUGGAUGGCCUCGUUUUUCUAUAUUCGAAGAGGAUGGCUCUGCUUAUGGCAAGCCAGCCUACCCAGUGAAAAUAUAUAUAAGAUUACAUCAAAAUAGCCCAGUCCUUAACUGUAUGGAUUUAAAACUUGCUAAAAAAGAAAUGGUUGAUCCCACCUACUUAUGGAUUGGGCCUAAUGAAAAGAUGUUAACAGGAAAUAAUCGAAUAAGUAUAACUAAAACCGGAAAGCUGAUGGUAAAAGAUUUUCUGGAGCCUUUGUCUGGACUUUACACAUGUUUUCUUUCCUAUAAGUUUGCCAUAGCAGAAACUCAAGAAGAAAAGACAAUAAAGAAGAGAUAUGACUUCCUGAUGUUUGCCUAUCAGGAACCUGGUUAUUCAUAUCAGAUGGCUGUACGUCUUACCACAAAGUCUUGUAUAAGAAGAAGAUACAAUGACCUGCUCUUUAGAGUGCUGAAGAAAAUCUUGAAUAAUCUAAUUUCUAAUUUGUCGUGCCAUGUCACAGAACCAUCAUAUAAAUGCCAUUCUGUUGAAACUCCAAGACAUGCCCUCAUACAUGAACUAUUUAUAGCCUUCCAAGUUAAUCUUUUUGCUCCAGGGUAGAAAGGUGCUUGCAAUGAAUCUACUGACUGUGAAGAUAUCACUAACUAUAAUAUCCUUCAGGCAAGAGAUCGAAUAGAAGAAUUUUUUCCGCGCCAAGCACAUAUAUUCUCCCAUAACUUUAAUAAAACUCUACCAGCUAUGCAUUUUGUAGACCACGGUUUUCAGAUAGCACGUCUGGAUAGCUGUCGACCGGGCUUUGGAAAAAAUAUCGUUCUACACAGUAACUGUGCUAGCUGUGUAGUUUGUAGCCCUGGGACUUUUAGUCCUGAUGUUGAUGUUAUUUGUCAGACCUGCAUUUCCAUUCAUAUCUACGGAGCUAAAUUUUGCCCAUAAACUUCAAACAAAAAUCAGCGAUAUGCAGACCAGAAGUGAAAGCAUUGUUACUUGUUGGUGGAGGUAGGGGACAUAGGAUGAUUUGUUCACAUCCCAGAGCAUCAUCUAUAGUUUAAGAUCAGUAAAUGUAAGACCAAACACUAGAAAUCAUAGUUUUUGAAACUU